AAUCCAAUCCAAACCAAUAAUAGAAGAAAGAGAGAAAACUUAUUUGUUUUAGUGUAAUCCGAGAGGGGGAAGGGGCCUUUCCCAAAAUGCUCUCUUCAGGUAGAAUUACAGUACUUCCAUUAUCAUCAUCAACCAAUCCAAGAAAAACAGUUCCUAUAGUGACAAUUCAAUCCAAUUCAGAAUUCUUAAAAUCAAGAUUUUUUAGUUGUAACUGUAAACGGAAUUUGAAAUGGCGAUCUAUGGCUAUGGAACCCGAUGCUUCUUCAUUUCUUCCUCCUGUUGAUUCCGAUUCUGCUGAAAAAAAUGUUUCCGGAUUUUGUAUCAUUGAAGGACCAGAAACAGUGGAGGAUUUCUCCAAAAUGCAAUUGCAAGAAAUUCAGGAUAAUAUUCGGAGUCGACGUAAUAAAAUCUUUCUUCACAUGGAAGAGGUUCGAAGGCUAAGAAUACAACAGAGAAUUAGAAACACUGAACUUGGAAUCGUUAACGAUGUGCAAGAUGGCGAGCUACCUGAUUUUCCAUCAUUUAUUCCAUUUUUGCCUCCUUUGACUUCAGCAAAUCUCAAGGUGUACUAUGCGACUUGUUUCUCUCUUAUUGGCGGGAUUAUGAUCUUUGGCGGCCUUCUUGCCCCUGCUUUGGAGCUCAAAUUGGGAAUUGGGGGAACGUCAUAUGAAGAUUUUAUCCGAAAUAUGCAUCUUCCGUUGCAAUUGAGCGAGGUUGAUCCUAUAGUGGCAUCCUUCUCAGGAGGCGCAGUCGGGGUAAUAUCAGCAUUGAUGGUGGUGGAAAUAAACAACGUCAAACAGCAAGAACACAAGAGAUGCAAAUAUUGUCUAGGAACUGGAUAUCUUGCUUGUGCCCGCUGUAUAAGCUCAGGAUCUCUUGUUCUUGUUGAUCCAAAAGCCACUCUUGACGGUAAUGAUCAGCCUUUGUCACCACCUACAACUGAAAGAUGCUCAAACUGCUCAGGAGCUGGGAAAGUCAUGUGUCCUACAUGCCUCUGUACUGGAAUGGCAAUGGCAAGCGAACACGAUCCACGAAUUGAUCCAUUCGACUAAAGGCGUAGUUACUGUUAGAUGGUAAAACUUAUUUGAGAUUCUUAAAAUUCAAUCCUCCGCUUUGGUUACAACUACCUGCUGUGGACCUUGGCAGGGGGCACUACACAUAAAUUCUAAGAUUACUGUAUAUAUGAGUUAACUAUUUCUGCAAAAACCUGGUAACCAAGGUAUGUAAAGGAUCAUUUCUGCUUUGUUGUUUGUAACGAACUAGCAAUUGCCAGCAUUUAGUUCAUCUAUUUUAAACUUUCUUUCACCUCGGAA
Messenger RNA from Papaver somniferum (opium poppy), 1313 nucleotides. Its product is annotated as protein ORANGE, chloroplastic-like. The transcript has 8 exons. NCBI's taxonomy places the organism in Eukaryota, Viridiplantae, Streptophyta, Magnoliopsida, Ranunculales, Papaveraceae. The coding region runs from base 87 to 1052 and encodes 321 amino acids. The record is from RefSeq and is a predicted model, not a curated record.